Molecule: messenger RNA, 3768 nt
Organism: Alosa alosa (allis shad)
Lineage: Eukaryota; Metazoa; Chordata; Actinopteri; Clupeiformes; Clupeidae
Product: regulator of G-protein signaling 22
Exons: 25
Coding region: 116-3520 (1134 amino acids)
Biological process (GO): regulation of signal transduction
Molecular function (GO): G-protein alpha-subunit binding
Source: RefSeq, a predicted model, not a curated record
GCUAACUACAUGAGUGAUUGUCAUUGACUGAAGUUGGUCUAAAUUCCAACUGCUGCUACAUUCAUUUUUGAACUGAAGACGGGGCUUUUAAGAUCCAGCUAAACUUCGGUAUAAGAUGUUGGGAAAUACAGAUUCAUCGACACUUUGGAACAGCUCUCUUGAAGACAAGUUGGCCAACGACGAUGCUCUGGUGGAGUUUCUGAAUGCAUUUUUAAGCCUCCCAACAUUUCACGAAACUAUAAAAUACAACACGGAGACCGGAGCUUUUGAGGUGGUGAGCGAUGCAGCCGAAACUCUCCACAGCCGAAUUCGGACAACCUUGCACGAACAUGAAGCAAAGUUUCUCGCAAAUUCAGAUUCUCCGUGGCUCACCGCAAUCCCCAUGUUUGACAACUCUUACACAGUUCUGUGUUUGGACCGAGAUCAAGGGAUGAAGUGGGUUAACAAAUCAAGACUGCCCUUGUUUUUACAAAGUGACUACUUCUUUGAAUACAGAUUGGUGAAGCUCCUCUGCCAGCUGGUCUGUCCAGGUCAGAGACUGGACAACGCCUCUGCCUCUGCUCUCUGCUCUGUUUAUCCACAACCCCCUACACACUGUGCAGCGCAGGAUCUUAACAAGGAUCGAGUGUCUUUCAUCAAAGGGGAAAGCCAGGCAGCUCGUGAGCACAGGAACGGCAGCGACAGACAUGCAGAGGCCAGGGGAGUAGAGGCCGAGGUGGAGGCCUGUUUGGCAGAGGCCAGGGGAGUAGAGGCCGAGGUGGAGGCCUGUUUGGCAGAGGCCAGGGGAGUAGAGGCUGAGGCAGAGGCCUGUUUGUACUUCACAGAGUCCACGGAGCAGGAGGAGGCGACGAGCCCAUCCACGCGCCCGGGCACAGCUGACCUUGGGGAGGGUCGUCUCAUCACCAGCCUGGUCAACCACGUCCUGCAGGUGGCAGUGUCUGAGCUGCAGGUGGGCACUGCCAGGGUUGAGCUGGACACUCAUCAGCAGGCACCAGGGGCAACAGAGCUCGUGCCACACACAGCCUGUGCGGCAGCUGAAAUGAAUGAGUUUAAUAGCGGCUCGGCGACGGAUGAGCCGGCAGGUGGACACGGUCAUUGUUUGUGUUUCCAUGGCUCCAGACAGGCCCUGGAGGACUUUAAGAGGUUUUUACAGGGCACCCCCGGGGAGAAGGUCCUGCAGCUGUGGAUGGACAUCGAGAGGCUGAGGAUCCUAGCGAGCCCAAAGACCAAAAACAGGCACUUGGUGAAGAUGCGGCACCAAUACAUGCCAAGCAGUGGCUUUAGGGCUCUAAGUUCUGAACUGCUCUCCAGGCUGGGCCUGGCUAGUUCCUCCAGCUGGAUAGAGGACAAGCUACUGCACGUACAGCCCUGUCUCUCUGAGACUCUGUUAACAUACUGGGGCCCACUGUUUUGUUUGGUGAGGUCUGCCAGUGAGAGACGAAGACUGCUGGACCCACAGCAGCAGCCUCAUUGGCAGAAGCGUCGUCUCCAUUCAUCUGCUGCUGGAGGGCCCAACCCCAGCUACAUCACCCUGCCUCCUGUGCAACCCCACCUCUGUAAGCCCAGAGCUCCACCCUCAACUGCUGGACAGCCAUUGUCUGGCAGCAGUACCCCAGCGUUGAAGGGCAGGCUCAUGGAGAGGAUGCUUCAGGCAUUACAUGUGGAGCCCAGAGCUGGCUUCUACUUCACCCGCUUCUGUGAGCUCUCAGGCAACAAGCUGUGGGAGAGCGCCAUCCACUUCUGGACCGAUCUGCAGGAAUACCAGCAGCUCUUCUACCAGGAUGGCCUGGACCCUUACAGAGCCCGGAGGAAGGCCCAGGUGCUGUACUCCACCUACCUGUGCAGUGCAUCCCAGGAGAGCAUCGGUGUGGGUGAGGAGUGCAUGAGGCAGGUGUUUGCGCGCUUGACUCCUCCAUUUGAGGAGCUGUUUGAUGGGGCAGAGGAGCACACUCUCAGCCUCCUGCUGGAGCCCUGGACCCUCCUCACCUCUCAGGACACAGACAUCUAUGAACAGGUGGAUCUGUGGGAAGAAACCCGCCAUGAUGAGACAGCUGAUUACAGGAAGCUCCAAGUGCUGCACACUGAGUCUGUGCGGAGGAUGGAACAGCUGGCUCGGGAGCGCAAGUCUGCGCCUCCUCCACCAGAGGUCCCUAGAGAACCAGACUCUUGGGCACAGGUUCCGCAGCAGUUCAGAGGGUUCCGUCUGGUGUCUGUGCUCCGGAACCGCACAGAGCUCCAGCACUUUCAGGCUUUUCUGGAGGAGAAUUCUGCCAGCAUGGACCUGCUGUGCUGGUUGGACCUGGAGCAGCUGAAGAGGACCUCCAGCCAGCAGCAGGAGGAGAGAGCCCAGCGCUUCUGUGCCAUCAAGACCAAGUACCUCAACAGGAAGUACUUCUUUGGGCCUGGUAGCCCUGCCACCAAACAUCAGCAGGAGGAGGUCAUCCGUCUGGCUGGUGGCUGGGGCCAGCUCCUGCAGAACGGUCUAUCGGGAGCUCCACUGACAGAGAUGCAGAACAUCGUGAGGGACCGCAUCGAGAGAAAAUGGCUGCCUGUCUACCUGUCCACACCUGACUUCAGUGAGCGCCAAAAACUUCAGCCCCAGACGGAGGACCACAGGAGGAGAUACCACAGGAGAAGGAAGCAGCCCUGGAAGCUCUCUCAGCAGGCAGACAGUGCCUGGAUGGCCUCGUCCAGGGAGGUGCUGGCCUUCCGGCAGGCCCUGCUGAACCCCGUCACCUGCCUGCAGUUCCAGCGCUUCGUGGUCCUGAAGGGGGACCUGUACGAGAACGACGUGCUCUUCUGGCUGGAGGUGCAGCGAUACAAGGACCUGUGUCACUCGCACUGUGACGAGGCCACCGUCCAGCACAAGAUCAGCACCAUCAUCAGCUGCUUCAUCAGCUCCAGCGUGCCCCCCGCCCUGCAGAUCAGCAUCCCCCCCGAGCAGGCGCGCACCAUCCUGGACCAGAGGAGGGAGCUGGGGCCCUAUGUCUUCAGAGAGGCCCAGAUGUCUGUGUUCAGCGAGCUGUAUAAGCUGUGGCCUCCGUUCCUGGACUUCAAGAGCCGCGUGGGAGAGGGGGAGGACCUGCUGUCCGUUCUGGAGAGGAAGAGGGCCCGGCAGAGAGAGCGAGAACUGCAGCGCAGGAGAGCAGAGGAGGAGGAGGAGGAGAGGAAGGCUCAGCAGGAGGCCCUGAGCAAGCAGCAGUGGAGUUCGGGGAGUGUGUGUGAGGAGGCCGGUGUUGAGGGCAGCACGGAGCACCAUGUGGAGCUACUCCUGCCCACAGACCAGUUGUCCUGGUCCUACUCCAAGUACAUGGCAGCAUUGGAGAGAGAGUCGGUGCUGAUCCGCAAGCAGAUGAUGCAGGAAGAAGCCCUCGCCUCCUUUAGCACAGGAAGAGAUUCCGUGUCUACCCCUAGCGUGAGGUCAGAGGUCAGCAGGAGACCCCCAGGCCACAACCCUGCCGCCACUCCGAGAACACACACGCCAGAGGCCACUGGUGCCAACACACUCACAGGUCGCUGAGUGAGAUGAUGUCGGUUUGAUGAUCUAAGGUGAGGACGUUCUGAGGAGGAGACCACUCUCUGGCGCCCACUAGUGGACACAUCUGAUGGGUCCACUUGAAGGGAGCUGCAAGUGAAUAUGACAUUUUGUGUUGUGUGAGAGAUGCCUUAUGACAAUAUAAUCCUUAUCUAUGUAUUUAUAAGAAAGAGAAACAUGACAAUCAGGUUAAUUAAAUAUUUUAUUAGAAUGUUAUAUUUAGUUAUUGAUAC